AGUUGAUCACGUGACCGUCCAUAUGAUAAUAUUCACAUGAUCCGAAAUCUUUUAUCCGAGGGGGCCCUCAAAGAGUGAGUUUUCCCUCUGAUGCAGCUUCAAGCAGUGGAUUAAUCUUAUUUCUCCAGUCUCUGUAGACGACAGUACGCCUCGCUGCUUGACAUAGACUCCUUUUAGCACCAGGCUGUACCCACACGCAGAGGUAGUAGACAGGAAAGCCCCUCGUUAUUAUGUUAUCAGUUGUUGUUCUCGUCGUUGCUCUCAUUUCUCAGACAGCUGCUCGGUAUACCGCGGACUGGAAGAGUUUGGACUCCAGGCCCCUGCCUUCAUGGUACGACCAGGCUAGAGUUGGGAUUUUCGUCCACUGGGGUGUGUAUUCUGUACCCGGCUUUGGGAGCGAGUGGUUCUGGUGGCACUGGCAGGGUCAGCGACCCCCGGACCCCAAGUAUGUGAACUUCAUGUUAAAGAACUACCCACCAGGGUUCACCUAUCCAGAGUUUGCUCCCCAGUUUCGGGCUCAAUUCUUCAACCCAAGGGAGUGGGCAGACAUAUUCAAGUCUUCAGGUGCCAAGUGAGUGUGUCUUUUCAGCCUACCUUUUCUGACAGCUUCACUCCCAGGUAUGGAAAUCAAUGUCAUGCUGAGUGACUUACUUAUUAAUAUCAUUACAGGUAUGUCGUCCUGACUGCAAAGCACCAUGAAGGAUUCACGAACUGGGGCUCCCCGAACUCCUGGAACUGGAAUUCAGUAGACACAGGUCCUCGCAGAGACCUGGUGGGGGAGCUGGGGGAGGCAGUGAGGAACAGGUGAGCCCUGAAAUUUCAUCAUUUAAAAAUGGAAAAAUGAGAAGGACUAGAUCAGCUUUUGACUUCAUCUAACACCUUCAUAUAACAGAAGUUUCAAUGUGUCAAUAAAUGCUUUAUUUUGUCAUGUAUGUAUAAAAAAAUCAAGAAAAUGUAAGAAUAUUGAGGUGUAAAAAGCUGCUGACAUGAAGAGGUAAAUGCAUGAGAGUUUUAGGACUUGUACUAUUCAUGUGACUUUUAAACUAACCCCCCUAAACCCCCCGCCCCCUCACCCCCAGACCCUGCUUUGUGAAGAUUUUGGCUGCGCUCCAGUGCUUUUAAUCUCAUACUAUUCAGUGUGAAUAAGGAAAAGAUUAGAUGGGCUAUAAAAACACAGGAGACAAAAAAAGUACCAUGAUAUCUACAACACUUGGCCUCUGUAUAACCAGUAAGCUGACAUGUUUUCUUAAAUCAGACUCCUUAAUCUCUCGCACAGUUGAACAUGUGCCUUGUCAAAGUGCUGAAGGAGCACAGACAGACCCACGGUUCUAACCCGUUUGCCUGUACAGUGGGCGGUUAAAGAUGUGUAAGAAUGUCAGAUCAUGGUGCAGCUGUUUCCCAGCACAUUUGGUAACUGUUUGGUUUGAUUUAAAAGUGAAUUAGGGAUGCAAUGAUUCACUGAAACAGGUGUUUUUAGGUGGUGUACUGGUGAUGGUAGUGCUGUGACAUUAAAAAACAGGUUCUUAUCUCUGUCCAGGUCGAUACACUUUGGACUCUACAACUCCUUGUAUGAGUGGUUUCACCCUCUGUACCUAAAGGACAAGAAAAAUGGAUUUAAGACCCAGGAGUUUGUGAUGCACAAACUACUCCCGGAGCUUUAUAACAUGGUUGUCAGGUCUGUACUGCUACAUUACUCUAUCAAACAGGUGCAAUAAAAAGAUGUUAAAUCAUGCUGUAAAAACAGACGACUCACUCUAUGUCAUUACAAACGUGGAUCUUUUUGUUGCUUUGCAGGUACAAACCAGAUCUUAUCUGGUCUGAUGGGGACUGGGAGGCACCUGACAUCUACUGGAACUCAACUGUAUUCCUAUCCUGGCUUUACAAUGAGAGCCCUGUCAAAGUAGGUUUUCAUUUUUAUUUGUUAAAUUCUAUUUCAGGGCAGUGCACAAGCAGCCUGCUCCCAAAACCAAAUAGUAGAUUAAGUUCUUGAUCACUGAAAACAAUUAAUAUAAUAAUCUUAUGAGUAAAACAGCCGGGGUAAACAAAGUAUGUAACAACAAAGAAAAGAAACUAAAUCUUCUUUAAAUACUUGUGCAAUCCUUCAUAAAACAGACCAAAUCUGAAGAGUUGAUUAUCCUGACUCUCUAAUUUCAGUUAAUUUUCAAUCCCCACUAACCCUCAACGAUUGAAACAUAAAUCUGACACUCAUGAUCCAAACAAACUCAUAACAGAUUAGGUUAAAAAGAGUUUUUGAAGGCUACAAAACCAACACAAAAAAUUGUUUAUUUUCAUCUAUGAGCUAAACACCCCCACCCCCCUGAAACUAAACUCCACAACCUUAGAUUCUCCACACCACAGAUAUUUUACCACUCAGAAACAGCCAAAAGCAGCAUUACGACUUUAGUUGUAUUUGUUUGUCAGAUUUGCUUCCGGCCCAUUUCACCAAAAAGAACUCUGAGACCUUAUGGUCAUGGUCUCCAGGGCUGAUCAAGAACCCACUGGGCAAACCUUUUGUUUCUAUAAUCUACUCAACUCCAACAGGCUGCUAGAGGAACUCGAGACAAAAUAGACUGUUGAAGUGAAGUCAAGGCUUAUUUUUCUUUGCAGUUUCUGUUUGAGUUUUUAAUGUUUAUUCCAACAAGGAUUGUCAAAGCCAUCAGUCUGGCCCUGCUUAGUUUGUUUACAAGUCUAUGUAUAACCUUUUACACUGGAGUUGAAACGAGAUUUAUGACUUAUUCUGCAUGUUUGCAUUGACUUACCAGUUUCUUUCUCUGUAUUAGGAUAAAGUUGUGACCAAUGACAGAUGGGGAGCUGGCUGCGCCUGUAAACAUGGAGGCUACUAUAACUGCGAGGACAAAUUCACACCAGGCCAAGUGCCCAAACACAAGUGGGAGAAGUGCACCUCCAUUGACACACUGUCCUGGGGUCACCGCAAGAACAUGAAAUUGAGUGAACUGAUGGACCUUCCCACUAUCAUCAAGGUAAAGACAUACUGCUACAUUGGCUGUGUCCACUUGUGUUUUUGACCCUCAAAAAUAUACAAUAAAAGGGUAAUGUCUGUUUUUUGUAAACAAAUUACAGGAUCUAAUCCGCACUGUCUCUUAUGGAGGUAACUACCUCCUGAAUGUGGGUCCCACACCUGAGGGGAUGAUCCCUCCAGUAUUCGAAGAGAGGCUUAGGGGGCUUGGAGCCUGGCUUAAGGUCAACGGCGAGGCCAUCUACAGCUCCAAACCUUGGAGGUUGCAGAAUGAGAACACCACUUCAUCAAUCUGGUAAGAAAAUGUGAGUCCACUGCAGACAUCAGUCUGUGGUGUGUUAAAUUUUGUCACUGAUAUGUCAAAGCAUUUCAGUAUAGAGGAAAGGGAUAAGUGGUGCUUUUCUAUUUACUUUGAACCCUGUUUUUUGAGAGUUAAGCAUUAGUAGCUUGAGUUAUUCUGCACUUACGUUUUGAUUUCCUCAGUCAUAUGAAAGAGUUUGACAAAGAGAGUAAAGAGUGUAUUAAGUGUUCCUGGAGAUGUGUUGUUACUUCUGUCCAAUUUCCUGAAAUUAAGAUUAAUAACUCAAUUAUGUCUUCCAUCAGGUAUACAUGUAAAGGAAACUCUGUCUAUGCCAUCAUGACGACCAAACCUCCAAAGGCCUCAGUGCAACUGCUGGAACCAAUAACAAAAGCAACCACGACGGUAAAGGAUCUUAAGAUCAUGAUGCUAAUGCUUUUUUUAUUCAGAGGUACUUGUUGCUCUUUCCAAUAUGUAGCCCUAUGAAAUGUAAUCUCUGUCUCCUGUCCAGGUGACCCUGUUGGGGAAUCCAAAGCCCUUACCCUGGUCUCCAGUCAACCCAAAUGCUGGUCUAACUGUUCUUCUGCCUGAUCUGCCUAGCAUCCCUGGUAUGGCUUGGACUCUUAAACUAGACAAUAUCCAGUGAGCCCUCGACUCCUUAAACAUUCAACCUUCACCGUGUUAAAUAUUCAGAAUGUGUUCAACUCAGGAUUUGCGUCACAUCAGUAGGUGAAGGCGAGAAGUAUGCACUUUGAUUGAAGGGCCGGCACUUUUGUAAUGAUUUAGUAUAUUAGAAACUUCUUUUCAGUGAUUUCUUUGUAGCUCCGAUGACUGAAGGUUUAACGUUUCACUGACUCUUAGUUGUGUUUAAUGGAUGUAACAGAGAUGAUUGCUUUUUCAUGUGUUUUGUUUGAAAUGAGAAAAUUGACAUACAAAGCACAAUUUAUUUUUUUACUGAAUGCUUUUAAAUAAUCGAAUAAAAGAUGAUUUAACAUGAA
Molecule: messenger RNA, 4273 nt
Organism: Xyrichtys novacula (pearly razorfish)
Lineage: Eukaryota; Metazoa; Chordata; Actinopteri; Labriformes; Labridae
Source: the annotation of a GenBank genome assembly